GAUUCCGGCGGAGAGAUACAGGUACAGAUGGUCCAGAGGAGGGUGAGCGCAAAUCGAGAUCGAAAAUCGCCAAAUGGUUCUCUCAAUUUCUUGUCUUUGGUAUACAUUUGAAGAUUAUGGAAUAUUCCAUUAUUUCUUCCAUUUUAGGGUGUAGAAGAGCAACCCUUUCCAAAGGAUCCAAGCGCUGGAUUCUUAUCACGUGGGUGGUACCGCAAGCGGUCGUCCCGUUUCAUUUCGUUCUCAUUUCAUUUUGUGUAAGUGUCAGCCGGAACGUGAACAUGAAAAAUACUUGUCAGCGGUUUUCCGUGUUGCCGGUACAUACAUCAUAUAUAGUACCAGCUCACGUGUAUGGAGAGAGAAAUCAGAGAUUUGUGUUUCCUCUAAUAUUUUCGCGUGUUUCAUCAUGGGCAUCCUUGAAAAAAUCGCGGAAAUAGAAAGCGAGAUGGCGCGAACACAGAAGAACAAGGCGACAGCCCACCAUCUUGGAUUGUUAAAAGCACGACUGGCCAAGUUACGAAGGGAGCUGAUCACACCAAAAGGCGGAGGGGGUGCGACAGGAGAGGGUUUUGAUGUUGCAAAGACUGGGGAUGCUAGAAUAGGUUUUGUUGGAUUCCCAUCUGUUGGCAAAUCAACACUGUUAACCAACUUAGCUGGUGUAUAUUCAGAGGUUGCUGCCUAUGAAUUCACAACCCUUACUACUGUACCAGGUGUGAUUCGGUACAAAGGAGCGAAAAUCCAACUCCUUGAUUUACCAGGGAUUAUUGAGGGUGCUAAGGAUGGUAAAGGAAGAGGGCGACAGGUCAUCGCAGUUGCUAGAACCUGUAGCUUGAUCUUCAUUGUGCUUGAUGUGCUGAAACCACUGGGGCACAAGAGACUUAUUGAAUAUGAACUUGAAGGGUUUGGAAUAAGGCUCAACAAGGAACCACCAAAUAUUACAUUCAGAAAGAAAGAAAAGGGUGGAAUUAAUCUCCAAACUACAUGCACCCAAUCAGAGCUGGACAUUGACUCUGUGAGAUCCAUUUUAAGUGAAUAUCGCAUUGCUAAUGCCGACAUCACCCUGAGAUAUGAUGCCACCACUGAUGAUCUCAUUGACGUCAUUGAAGGAAACAGGGUUUACAUUCCUUGCAUCUAUAUCCUGAACAAAAUUGAUCAAAUAUCGAUCGAAGAAUUAGAUUUAAUCUACAGGAUCCCACAUGCUGUCCCAUUAUCAGCUCACCACAAGUGGAACUUUGAUGAUCUGCUUGAAAAGACCUGGGAAUAUCUCAAUCUCAUAAGAAUAUACACAAAGCCAAAAGGUCAGCUACCAGAUUAUGAGGCCCCUGUGGUGCUGAAAAAUGGCCUUUCAAGUGUGGAGGAUUUCUGUAACUCUCUACACAAGAGCAUCAUGAAAGAAUUCAAACAUGCAUUAGUUUGGGGCUCUUCUGUAAAAUUCAGUCCACAAAAAGUUGGUAAGGAGCAUGUACUGCAAGAUGAAGAUGUGGUUCAAGUAGUGAAAAAGGUGUAAAAAUGAAACAUUGAAAGAAGUUUCAAAUCCUUUUGAAGCAAACUGAGAUGAAAGAUCUGUCCAGAGAUGUCAUCAUUGUAACAAGAGAAUUAGACUAGACAGAUCUAUUCUGUGAAAAGCAUUAUGUCUUGUCGAAAGAUGGCUUUGUAGUCAAAAUGAAUCAUGUUAUGAAAACUACAUACAUGUGCACGAUGCAGUGUUAGAUACCUGUACCUUUUUAUCACAUGCACCCUGUGAGGUUCAAAAAUUAACUGGUGAUAUGAUUGUUUUUUGCUUCUGCCAAUGUUGAUUACCAUGGCAAUCAACAAACCGUGAAUAAAUGAAAGAAAGAGAAUGGAUCAGGUCUACCAAUCACAACCCACAGUCCUGGCAUUUUGAGCCUGCUGAAAUGAAGUACUGGUCACAUUUUGAUGUCAUCUGUGAUCUACUACUGAACAAAUGCAUGGCAACAUGGAAUUUAUUUUUCAAGCUGACCCUUCAGUGUCUGUAGUGCAUGAUGAAGAAUCAUGAACCUGUGUUUCAACCAUACUAGUAUGUUGUUCUGCAAUCAGUUCUCGGGGGGAC
Molecule: messenger RNA, 2068 nt
Organism: Orbicella faveolata
Lineage: Eukaryota; Metazoa; Cnidaria; Anthozoa; Scleractinia; Merulinidae
Product: developmentally-regulated GTP-binding protein 1-like
Molecular function (GO): GTPase activity; GTP binding
Source: RefSeq, a predicted model, not a curated record